Messenger RNA from Cucurbita pepo subsp. pepo (vegetable marrow), 1763 nucleotides. NCBI's taxonomy places the organism in Eukaryota, Viridiplantae, Streptophyta, Magnoliopsida, Cucurbitales, Cucurbitaceae. The record is from RefSeq and is a predicted model, not a curated record.
UAUUUUCAUUUACAAUUCUAAUAUUUUUCAAACGAUUUAUUUUCUUGCGGUUUCGAUUCUUCAAUGAGAGGCGCACAAGGCGGAGGAGCUAUGGUGAUGGAGCGGCCCGGCAGAUUAAAUCGAAGGCGAUUUGGAGCGUACUUGCAGUCCGAUCCGGCGAUUUUUUCCGGUAGCGAUUACGAGUUCUCUUCACGGCAUAGCAGUGCGGUGAGUCCGGUGUAUAACUACCACAAAUCGCCGGCGAGUAGUGACGCUUCGCCGUCCUUGAUGUCGCCGUGGAAUCAAUCGGCUUCUCCGUAUUCGAAAUCGCCCUGGAUUGUUACGUCGAGGAUGAAUUUGUACGAUGAUGAAUUUUACGCUCGGAAUGGAUUGAUUGGAUCUCUGGUUAGAGAGGAAGGUCAUGUGUAUUCGUUGGCUGUGGCAGGGGAUUUGUUGUACACUGGAUCGGAUAGCAAGAACAUUCGCGUGUGGAAGAAUUUGAAGGAGUAUACAGGAUUUAAAUCGAGUAGUGGAUUAGUGAAAUCGAUUAUCUUCUGCGCAGACAGGAUUUUCACCGGACAUCAAGACGGAAAAAUUCGAAUCUGGAAAGUUUCGUCGAAGAAUCCGAAAUCUCAUAGCCGAAUUGGAAGCCUACCGACAUUGAAGGAAUUCGUGAAGAGCUCGAUGAAUCCGAGAAAUUACGUGAAAGUUCGUCGCCAUCACAACGUCCUUCGUAUUAGGCAUUUCGACGCCAUUUCAUCGAUGAGCUUGAACGAAGAGUUAGGGCUUUUGUACUCUGGAUCUUGGGACAAAACGAUGAAGGUCUGGCGAAUCUCGAAUUCGAAAUGUCUAGAAUCAAUUAGCGCUCACGAUGACGCCGUGAACGCCGUCGCAUCGGGAUUAGAAAGCCUUGUUUUCACUGGAUCUGCCGAUGGAACAGUGAAGGUUUGGCGAAGGGAGAUGCAGGGGAAAGGUACGAAGCAUUUUCUGGUUCAUGUGUUACUGAAACAGGAAAAUGCGGUGACGGCCUUGGCGGUGAAUCGGCAUUCGGCGGUGUUGUACAGCGGUUCGUCGGAUGGAGUGGUGAAUUACUGGGAGAGCGAGAAGCAGUUGUCGCACGGCGGCAUCCUCCGCGGCCAUAAACUGGCGGUGCUCUGUUUAGCGACGGCCGGAAACAUGAUGUUCAGCGGAUCCGCAGAUAAAAACAUUUGCGUUUGGCGGAGAGAAGAGAAUAGCGGAUCUCAUACAUGCUUGUCGAUUCUGACCGGCCACGCAGGUCCAGUCAAAUGCUUAGCGGUUAAGGAAGAUAAAGAAGAAUCACCAUCGCUGCCGGAGGAAACCGCAGCCAGGAAGCUCUAUAACAGUAGCCGACGGUGGAUUGUAUACAGUGGAAGCCUGGAUCGGUCGGUGAAGGUGUGGCGAGUGGCGGAGAACGCGCCAGAGCUGUUCAAGCUCCGGGAAGCGGAGCGGCCGUACAAGUAGAAAAGGCGAAACAGAAAAGAAAGUACUGGGCGUUCCGAUUUGCAUGGCGCUUGGGGUAGUUGAAGAAGGUCAGAUAUGGUGCAGAAGGGUGUACGGAAAUGGAAUGCAGUGCUCCAACGAAAAUCCGCCACGUGGAUUCUUUGAAUCGAUAAGCCGAAAGCAGUUUUUUUUUUUUUUUAAUUUUUUUUUUUAAAAUAAUUGAUUUUUUGUGAAUAUGAAAAUGAAAAUUUAAUGUUUGAAAUUGGAAGGGUAAAGCCGACAUAUGGACAUACAUUAUUUGUGUGUCGUGUCGGAAGAGUUGC